Triplophysa rosa is the source of this 6005-nucleotide messenger RNA. RefSeq names its product Kruppel like factor 12b (gene klf12b). Gene Ontology annotation, molecular function: RNA polymerase II cis-regulatory region sequence-specific DNA binding; DNA-binding transcription factor activity, RNA polymerase II-specific. Bases 176 to 1216 code for a protein of 346 amino acids. The record is from RefSeq and is a predicted model, not a curated record. Gene Ontology annotation, biological process: regulation of transcription by RNA polymerase II. The transcript has 6 exons. NCBI's taxonomy places the organism in Eukaryota, Metazoa, Chordata, Actinopteri, Cypriniformes, Nemacheilidae.
UUCUCUGUGAGCUCCCAUUCAUUUCCUGAGAACUGCCCUGAGCAGCUGAGAGGAGCAGAGAGGGGAGGGAGUCACACACACAGAGAGAGAGAGAGAGAGAGAGACAGAGAGGACUGUAUAAGGAAGACAGUUUCUGUCGCUCUGCAGCUUCUGGUCAGACGCCAUCAAAAACAGGAUGUUAAUGCUAGACGGAAUGCCUUCAGUCCGAGUCAAAGCAGAACCUCUGGAAUCGGAGCGAGGGUCACCCAAAGUGCACAGUUAUCCUGAUAUGGAGGCCAUGCCAAUUCUUAUCAGCAAAGUGAAGGCGGAACCUCCAGAAGACCUGCUCUCUUCUGACCAGUUCCAGACCCAGACAGAGCCUGUGGACCUGUCCAUCAACAAAGCACGGACGUCAUCUCCUUCACAUAAUGCGUCACCCGUUACCUCAGCCUUCUAUCCGUCCUCUUCUUCAUCGUCACCUUCACCAUCUGUAAUCACCUCCGUCUCCUCGGGAAUGACCUCCAUGCUGACACCUGGGCCCUUGGUGGGAUCUUCUCAAAGAAUUAGGGGCCAGCAAUUUUUGCACAUCAUUCACCCUGUCCCCCCCUCAAGCCCCAGUAAACUACCCAGCCAGGUGCACCGUAUCCCCGUGGUGGUGCAGUCACUGCCCUUUAUGUACACCACAGCAGUACGCUCCCCCUCCAGCCUCAACUCCACCAUCAUGUUCCCUCUACUGGAUGAGGCCAAGUGUCAGGGUAAAGCACAAACAGGCCCCAAUGGUCUGUCGCCAAGACAAAUCAAAAGCGACAGUGAUGAUGACGACCUGCCAAACGUGACCUUGGACAGUGUUAAUGAAACAGGAUCCACAGCGCUGUCUAUAGCACGAGCCGUACAAGACUCCAUGUCACCAUUCAGUAUUGAGAGCAUUCGACGACCACAGCCAUCUGAAUCUCCAGAUUCCAAGAAGAGACGCAUCCACAGAUGUGAUUUCGCAGGCUGUAAUAAAGUUUAUACCAAGAGCUCCCAUUUAAAGGCACACCGGAGGACGCACACAGGUGAGAAGCCAUACAAGUGCACCUGGGACGGCUGCACGUGGAAGUUUGCCCGCUCAGACGAAUUAACUCGGCAUUACCGGAAACACACAGGCGUCAAACCCUUCAAGUGCGGGGACUGCGACCGAAGCUUCUCGCGCUCUGACCAUCUGGCCCUGCACCGCCGCAGACACAUGCUGGUCUGAUCUGGGUCUCUUCAACCAUUCACACCUACUUACACACACACAAGGAGAGCUGGGUCUCCCCCAAUAUCGUUCAGCUGGGCUGGACAUCACAGACAUGGCCAUCCCUGCCUGAGAGAGAAAUACAGCUAACAGUGUGAUAGGAGCUCAACGUGGUCCAUUCAGGAAGACAGGCAGCCUGUCAUCUUGAAUUUUGGAGUCCUGGAUGUCCUUGUCUCAAGUGCCGCUUGAGCGCGUCAUGUCUGUUUAAAAGAAUUCUUCACUUGUACAAAUGGUUUGUUUUCCGGUUUGUCUUUCUGAAUCAUCCUAGUGUUCUUUUAUUUUAAGAAAUCUACAAUGUGAAGAAAUGCCGAACGGAUUGGAUGUACUUGUUUAUCUGGUCUGAACGUCGGCCAGGUGCUGGCCAGGAUCACACAGGGCAAAUGGAGAGAUCGACCAUGAAUAGUAUUGUUGCACAAUUUUUGCAUUUACCUUUUUGUGGAAAAUCAGAAGCCAGGAGGAUCGAAGACAGAUCAGGAGGUUGUGAUGAUGGAUGAGAGAGGCCAGUGAUUCGGAAGCAAGAAGAACAGAGAUGAUCAUCUACAGGUCAACACACCAGCGAAUGACACAAAUGAUACAAAAACAUAUCAACAUUUUGAUAUAUGCUCAUUUUAUCUUCAGCUGCCCCUUGAAACUGAAGGCUUUGAUACACUUCGUGUUGAAUUUGAUUGCUGAAUGAAACAAAGUAUUAUGUUAACAGAGCUAAUAUUAGUCAAUCCGGGUGAUGAGGGUCUGCUCAGACAGGUAAUGCACGGCAGAAGAGCAAUAUUCUGAAUUCCUGGAGGGAGAGCUGGCCUGGUCCACUUCUCUGUGCUCACAUCAGGUGGUUUUGAAAUAUGGACAAAACAAACGAUUUAUAUCAGUGCCACUUUUUUUUCUAUAAUUCAAAUACCUCUUCUAUUUAUAGUGGUAACUUUAUACAGUAUGCAGAGGAAGUGUUUUGAAGAUUGAUUCUGGAAUAUGAAGCUUAUGAGCAUCUCAAAUGCAAGUGUUAAUGGUCAGUAACAGCUUUGCCCAAAUGUAAGAAACUGGCUUUUUAAAUUCAGCAAAUAGUCAUUCUAAGUUUGACAAACAUCGGCAAAUCGUUUGACUGUAACUGGGGUCUCAUUUAUAAAACUGUGCGUAGUAUCCUUACUAAAAGUGUACGUGCUGCCGAAAGCCCUAAAUAGCGUACGCCCCAAAAUAUUCUGAUUUAUAAAACCGUGCGUACCGUGUAAAACCGUGUAAGCAAUAUUCGCUUUAUAAAUCACAGAUCACCUGCAAGUGUGCGUACGUGAAUCAGCCUCAUAUCCCGUCCUGUACAUGCCCAUUUUUACCCAUAAAUAGUCAAUGCAAAGCACCUCAUGAAUGCUGAUUCCUAUAUUAAUAAGCCUGGCAUCCAAUCCGCUUGUUAAGCCUGACGUCACGCACCAUAAUGGUACCAUUUCCGGGUCCAACCGCUGUCAGAUGCCAUAGAAAAAUAACAAAAAAUGAUGUAAAACUGCAAAAAAAACCCGAUCCCAUCCUUUAUCUCCCUAACGAAAUCACAUAUGGCCACACAUGAGAUUCACUAAUUAAUAAUUGUUGUAAUAAUUAAUAUUAUUAUAAUUAGCCUAUAUUAAAGCCUAACAAGUUCUCUACAGCAUUUAAAUGUUUACAGCAUUUAGACUGAUCAUUAACACCUCAUUAAAAUCACCUCAUUAAUCAGCGGUGUCCUUCACCUGAGAUCAAAUUUGAAGACAUAAUUGUAAAAGACGAAUGUUUCUUCAUUCCGGUUUUGUUAUGAUCAUAGUUAGGUCUGAUAACUUGUACAUAAAGAGAAACGAUUGUGCGAGAGCUUAAUGGCUGUAUUCCAGACUUUGACAUUUGAUGAUUAUGCACAGUAUUUAAGGAAAAUAUAUUUAGUAUUUAUUUACACUGUGUUCUGCAGUUAUCGUAUUUCCUGUAAUCCAUGCAGUCGGAUCAUCUCCUCCUCAUGCGCUCAUAGUAGAUGGUGAUAAAAAUAUUUAGAUUGAAUUUUUAUUUAAGAUUUGAGUUGGAUUUCACAAGAAGGUGCAUGAAACAAGUAUCACUCAAUACAAGCGCAAAUAGCUCUGCAGAUUUAAUCUUCGUGAUAAUGUGGAUCUUUAAGGUCAAAUUAAAUGUGUGUGAGGCAUUAAUGCGUAUAAUCGUUUUUAUCACACUGACUUUCUGCAGUCUAACUUGAGUUCACUAAAUCACCAUCGGUAUCGCCAUACUGCUCUGUCUCCAGAAUGUGCGUACGCAUGGGUCAGAGUUUGCGUGCAGGUGCGCAAAUUUUUCCGUCCAGUUUGUUUUUAUAAAUCCCAUAUUUUGCGUGGGAAGUGGCGUACGUUUUUUUCAGGGCAUGUUUUGUGCGUACGCAACGGUUAUAAAUGAGGCCCCUGUCUUUUGGUAAAAGCGUCAGACCGAAUUGACAAUUCCCAAAGUGACCAGUAGAGGGCAGUCAGUGGUGUGAGUUUCAAUGUGAUCUCUGAUAGACCCCACAAUUGUUAUUGUUUGGUGUAUUUCAUAUUUUCUUUAUUUCCAAUGUCCUUUAUGCAGUCAUGCUCCUUUGUUGGAGUUCCUUGUUGAAAAGAUUUAAAGAGAUUAAAUGAUUUACUGAGCCAUAUUCAUUGUAAUUAAAAUCUGUACUAAUCUUCAAUCUAUAUAUACAACAUACACUACAUAAACAAGAUAUGUCAAAGAAGCAAUACCACACACUUGUGAAUACAGUUUAUACUUUUACAUACUGAAAUGAAGCCGCUGUAUGUUUAAUGGUGUGUUGGUUGUAUUUGCGCUUUUUACACAAGCUUUCUUCUGCCCUUAUGGUCCAUAAGCACUUUUAAGUGGUUACGAAAAGCCACCACGAUCACUUCUCAUAUGACCAGACGCUACCAGAUUUUAAAGCCACUUUACAGUCUGCCUUUGCAUGGCUGACUAAAUCUGCAUCCUUUUUGUCAUCAACAAAAGGACAUUUCAGUUAAAUGUAGUGAAAUGCUGUACAAGGAAAUCUAUCAAAAGCAACAUCUGUUGGAUCAAUUUGUCCAUUCGAGAUAUAACACGACCAAUUUGUUUCUUUCUAUUCUGAAGUACUACAAAGUACCAUGUUGUAUGUUCCUCAGUAUGUAUUUGUGUACAAAUGCGUGUAUUCUGUUGUAUAUGGGCUUGAACAUAACACAAGCACCUUGUUUCUAUGAAGUAAUUAUUUUAAAAUAGACAUGACAUUAAUCUCCAAUGUAUCUUAUCAUAUUUUGUAUUUGAGGUGUGAUGUGAGGCACUUCAUCUGCAUAUGACUAUUUUCUGUACAAAAAAUACUUUUAAAAAUGUUGUAAUAUAUGUGGAAGUGAAAAGAGAUUGCUCAGUUUUACAGGCUGUACAUAAAAUAGGGCUUUUUUAAAAUACAAGGGAUUAUCUUUAUACAUAUGCAGAUUUUUCUGAGACGCUGUUUUGGGUUAAUAUAAUAAAGUGUUCAGCUGUGCUGUGUGUGAGAAUGCAGAAGGCUCUGUCUUCUAUAAUGCACACGCACAGUAGUUGCAUGCGUUUUCUUUUGUUUUGAACAGUCAAAUCAAAUACACAUCACAGUAUUCAGGCAGUGAUGCCUCCGUAUAGUACAUUUAGCAUUAUUUCAGUGUUUUUGUACUGACUGUAAAAUGUGAUUAAAGCGUGAACCCAAUGAAACAAGUCUCCCCUGCACAGUAUUCAACAGUCAUUACCAACAAAUUUACAAAUAUGAUUUUUUGUACCCCUCUUCUAUGGCAUUUUUGCAUGAUUUUUUUGGCAUAAUUUUGUAAAGGCAAACAGGGUCAAAGUUAUGCAAUAAUAAUGAGUGCCUAGUAUUAUCAACAUUAUGUCAUACGGGAAGUGUGUGCACAAGUACUAAAAACACACAGUGUUCUACAAAGAAGAGCACCUCAAGUUGCCUGAAUACCCAAACACGACACAAAAAUCUUUUUUUUUCCAAAUGCACUGAGCCUUUUGUACCAUUCUGAAGGUGAAGCUGUGAAUUCCCAGUGUUUGCUGAACAUUCUGUGUGUGUGUCUCCUAUGGACGCUGCAUUAGAUUUGUAUGGUAUUACUCUCCUGCUUAACCGGACUCUGUUUUACCUCUGACUUUACAAAGACACGUGAACGUAUUCUUCAGUUUCCACAGAGCAGUCCCAGGAACUCAAUGUUAAGACACUGGUGGUACAGUGUUAGAUCUUAAUAAUUCCUCUGUGAACAACAUCGUUCCCUCUCAAGUCUCUGUAAAAUAUUGAUUUACUUUCUGUAUUUACUUUGGAAUCAGUAUAUUUACUCCAUUGCUUCUGUUUUGUUGAUAUUCUGUAAUGAUCUUGUAUUUAUGUAUAGUGUGUGUAUUGUAAAUAUUCAGAGAUUUUUUUGGUUUUACUGUAAAGUUGUGAUAUUUUACCCUGCUACGCUUCAUAGGGAGUUCCUUUACAUUCAAUCCUAUUGGAGGAAGUCACGUCCCAAUCGUUACAAAGUGUGUUCAGUUUUAUUUCGGUUCUUCAGCAGUCGUCUAAUUAUUCUGUGCUUUUCGCUAUUCUCUGUAUUUUCAUUUUUCAGAAGAUUGAGCUGUGAAUUGAGGUUACACAUUAUACUUGUUUGAUGAUCUAAUCGGAGGCAUGGAAGUUAAUAAAAUUGCAUUUUGUAUGGAAUAUGAAUCUGCAUAAUCAUUAUUUCCACUCAAUCUCACUGCGCAUCAUAGACAUUUCAAAUGGUUACCAGAAUACAAAAGAAAACGCAUUUCAUCUCAUGCUGUAGAAAAGGGGUGUGGU